GAGACACAACAACUAAAUAAAACUAUUGUUAUUAAUCAUUUAUUAAAACAAAUUUCACGAAACGCUUGAAGCGAGCGCACGCGUUUUUCUCUUGAUAUUUUAAACAAGAAAAAAUAUAGACAAAUUAUAUUUUUUAUAACAAAAAAGAAAAAUCCAUAAAGUAAGCAAUCAGUUUUCAGUCAGUGAAACGUUCAUUUACUGUCACAAUUAAAAGAAACAAAAAACCAAAAGACGUGUUGUGUGUGUUCGUGAAAUAAAUUGUGAUUUUUUUUAUUGCAUUUUAUUUUGUUACGUACCAAAAAUUUCUAAUAUUUGUUAUUAAAAACAGAAAAUUUUUUAUUGUGGAAAUUUUCAUAUAGAAGUGAUUUGUUGUUGUAAGCAAAAAAAGAAAGAAAAAAUUCCAUAAAUAUGAGUGAUAAAUUAGUGAAUAACGGUGGAACCGCCGGUGAGGAAACCACAUCUAAACGAGAAGUUCGUGUUUGGUGUGAUGGAUGUUAUGAUAUGGUACAUUUUGGCCAUGCCAAUUCCUUAAGACAAGCCAAAGCUCUUGGUGAUAAAGUGAUUGUUGGCAUACACACCGACGAAGAGAUUGCCAAACAUAAAGGACCACCGGUCUUCACCGAAGAGGAGCGUGUUAAAAUGGUUAAAGGCAUUAAAUGGGUAGAUGAGGUAGUGCUGGGCGCUCCCUAUGUUACUACUCUGGAAGUUUUGGAUGAACAUAAUUGUGAUUUUUGUGUGCAUGGUGAUGACAUUACCAUGACUGCGGAGGGUGUCGAUACAUAUCAUUUGGUUAAAAAGGCCAAUAGAUACAAGGAAGUUAAACGCACAGCUGGUGUUUCUACCACAGAUUUAGUCGGUCGUAUGUUAUUAUUAACCAAAAAUCAUUUUCAUCAAGGUUCUGCAGAAUAUGCCAUUGAAAAAGAAGAAAAAUCUUUAAUUGAUAAAGUAUUGAAUAAAAGCAUUCCAAAAAACAAAUUAUUAUCAUUAGGUUCUUCAAAUAUGGGUCAAGAUUCUGCCGCCAAAUCUCCCUGGACUGGUUGCAGUCAAUUCCUGCCCACUACACAGAAAAUCAUUCAGUUCAGUGAUGGUAAAUCACCCAAACCGGGGGAUAAAAUUGUUUAUGUAGCUGGUGCCUUUGAUUUAUUCCAUGUGGGUCAUUUAGAUUUCCUACAAAAGGCCAAAGAAUUGGGUGAUUAUCUCAUUGUUGGUUUGCACACAGAUCCCGUGGUCAACUCCUACAAGGGCAGUAAUUAUCCCAUUAUGAAUUUACAUGAACGUGUACUCAGUGUUUUGGCGUGUAAGUACGUUAAUGAAGUUGUUAUUGGUGCUCCCUACUGUGUUACCGAAGAUUUACUGGAUCAUUUCAAAGUUGACGUAGUGUGUCAUGGACAGACACCAAUUGCUUUAGAAGAUGGUAAACUUGAUCCCUAUGCCGUACCCAAGACAAGAGGCAUUUUCAGUCUUAUCGUUUCCGGCAACGAUAUGACAACCGAACGUAUCGUAGAACGCAUCAUUAAUCAUCGUCUCGAAUACGAAAGACGCAACAAGGCCAAAGAGAAGAAAGAGGUGGAAGCCUUUGAGGCUCUGCAACGUGCCAAGCAAACACAAAAAGCAGGCUAAUAUUAAGAAAUGACACAAAAUAGGAACCCGCGCGCCACACACAAAUCUCUCUCCUAUUCUACUACUACUACUACUACUACUAAUCCUCUAAAUAGGAAAUAAAACAAACUUUAAACAACAAACAAUUAAUGGAACUAGAUUUUCGAGAACCUAGCUUAUAAAAUUUUAAGUCUUGAGUGUUAAUUCUAAACUAAAAAGAAAAGAUUAACUCAAAUUUUUAAGAGAAUUUCAACAUAAUUUUAAUAUAAUUAUAAUUAUUAGCUUUUUAUUUUUAUUAUUUUGUUUUAUUAUUAUUAAUUAUAUGAAAUAUUUAUUAGUAUUUAAGUUUUUUUUUCAUUUUUAUGUUUUAUUAAGCAAUUGGUUUUAUUUUCUUUUGUUAAUUCAAUUUUUUUUUUUUAACAUAGUACAAUUUAUAUUUUGUUUAUCAUCGUUUUAACUAUCAAUAUUUUUUUACAUAUUUCUUAACAUUUUUUUUUCAAAUAAAGACACAUUUUGCUGUCUUUUUGCUUUAUAUAACCGUUAUUGUUCUUAUCCCUCAAAUAAUUAAAAAUAAACAUUUUAAAAAGCUUGUAAUUUUAUAUUAAAAACUAUAAAUUAAUAAUCUCUUUAAAAAUUAUCUAUUAUAAAGAAAUCUGUAGUUAAUUAUAACAAAUUAAUUAAUAUUUAAUAACCUAAAAACAAAUAUCCUCCCUGUUGUAUAACCAACAACUUGCCUGUUCUUUUUGUGUAGUUUUUUUGUAUUAGUUAAAUGGAAAUUUAAAACCAAAUUUGUAUAAGUUUAUUAAUAUUUUUUUGUUUUUGCUUUUAAGUUUUAUGUUACGAUUUAUUUUUUUUUUUUUUCAAUUGCAAAAGAAAAACAAAAAACAUUUAUAUUGUUUUUUAUAUACUUCUAGAAUGUUUUUUAUUUUAUAAAUUAAUUUAUUAUAUGUGUUUAAUAAACAAUAAUUAUUAUGUAUUUAAACAAAAAUAAUAAAAAGGAGUUUCUUUUUAAUGGAGCGGUAGAUCUU
Lucilia sericata (common green bottle fly) is the source of this 2627-nucleotide messenger RNA. It is a transcript of the gene Pect, whose product is annotated as ethanolamine-phosphate cytidylyltransferase. Gene Ontology annotation, cellular component: cytoplasm. Gene Ontology annotation, molecular function: ethanolamine-phosphate cytidylyltransferase activity. Gene Ontology annotation, biological process: phosphatidylethanolamine biosynthetic process. NCBI's taxonomy places the organism in Eukaryota, Metazoa, Arthropoda, Insecta, Diptera, Calliphoridae. The transcript is spliced from 7 exons. Bases 409 to 1620 code for a protein of 403 amino acids. The record is from RefSeq and is a predicted model, not a curated record.